CCAGUAUUUUGUGGGUGGGACUGCCAAGAAAAGGAAAAGACAUACGAAAAGAAGGUACAAAGCAAGAUGUACACUGGAAGGCUGAAAUGCACAAACAAUUAGGCAUCAAAUAAAAACUUCCUGGGAACUUCCUGCAUGCUUUCAAAAACAUGACCUCAAAAAAUGGAUAUUGAAAUUCAGCAACAGCACUAUUAUUUUACCGAUGUCCUUGCUUCUUUUCUGGACCUGGGAACAUUACAGUUGAGUUGCUGUCUACAGAGGGUCAGAGAGCUCUCGGAUUUCAUCAAAAAUAUCUUAAUCUGUGUUCCGAAGAUGACAAAAAGUCUUAUGGGUUUGAAAUCACAUGAAGUUCACAAGGAAAGAUCUUGUUUAUGGAAGCUUUUUACUGGGCUGUGUCUACUGGUAGUCUUGUUUUUUCUGGUUUUGUCUUUUAUGGGAGAAGAAAGAGAGAAACGCCCUCUACCCAGCUUUUUGUCUCUGCACUCAGUAGAACACAGUUGCCACAACUCUUCAAACGCCAGGUCUCCUGCAGGAAUCAACUUUCAGACACAAAUAAGCUCUUUCUACUCUGAAUUAGGAAUCAGUUUAGAUGCCUACUCUAGGUUACAGCAGGCUGUUUACUGGGAAGAACCUGACAGAUCAAUCACAAGUGUGUCCAUGAGUACUAGUCCAGCCCACACCACUUUCAUCAUAGAGAACCUGAAAGAGAGUUACCAAAUUGGUGAGGAGCUUUAUGUAACAGUACACGCGAAGGACUCUGACAACAAAUUCAAGCAUUAUGGAGGUGACUUUUUUCAGGCCAAGCUGUUCUGGUCUAAAUCUAAGGCCAGUGUGUUUGGGGAGGUGCUGGACCUGUGCAAUGGCUCCUACCGUGUGCGUUUCCUCCUGCCGUGGGUCGGUGAAGCUCAGGUGGCUGUGCGUCUGAUUCACUCCAGUGAAGCUGUGGAGGUCCUGAAGCGUCACAGAGAAACUGACUCUGACAGAGUGUACUUUUAUGGAUAUUAUGAGGGACCAGGACCAGAUAAGACCAGACUGAGUGAAACGGUAAAGUGUAAUGUGAAGUGGGACAAGAAUGGACUAGAGAGCAUAAGAACUGGAGACUGUUGCUGUGAAUACAACGAUCCCCGUUCUGGAGAAACAUGGCGAUGCCAGAGACCCAAAUCACUGCCAUGCAGUGCCCUUGUGUACCACUCUAUGGGUGGUUAUACAGACAGUUUGACUUAUAAAGACAAGAUGCUUAUGAAGCAAACUAACAAAGAUAUCAGUGGCGAUAAGAGCAUCAUCAAAAUUUUUCCUUCCCAUGGAAAUACAAAUAUUGAUGUAACAGAGAAAUGUCAUCCUGGUUUACACACUCCAGUUCCGGACGGCUUUUACCUGAAUGAUGUGUGGACUUCUUUUGUCUGUAGAACCCGUCAUUUUACAACCCAAAAGAUAACAGAGUGCCUGAAAGACAAAGACAUCUACAUGAUGGGAGACUCAACUCUGAGACAGUGGUUUGAGUUCUUUGUGAAUGAACUACCAGUGCUGAAGCAGAUGAAUCUGCAUGUCCAAUAUCAGUCAGGACCACUCCUAGCAGUGGAUGUGGAGAACAACAUUGACUUACACUGGAGAGCUCACGGUGUUCCUCUGCGCACUCGAAAAACAGCAUUUGCCGAUCUGCACUACAUCAGUAAUGAGAUCGAUGACCUGGCUGGAGGACCCCACAUGGUCAUUGUAUUCAAUCUGGGGCCUCAUUUCACCACUUACCCUCUGGAUUUCUUCACCCAAAGAGUGUUAAAGAUCCGCAAAGCUGUUCUAGCACUGUUACAGCGGGCACCUGAAACUACAGUUAUAAUCAAGACUGUCAACACUGGCAGAAAGGAUAUUUUUGGCAGUGACUGGUAUUCUCUUCAGUUGGACAGAAUUCUGCAGUGGGCUUUUCAGGAUGUUGGUGUUUAUAUUCUGGAUGUGUGGCAAAUGACUGCCUGUCACUACAACGAUGAAGACAUCCAUCCAGGCCCUGUCAUCAUCAAAAAUGAGAUUGACAUUUUACUCUCUUUUAUUUGCCCCAAAUGAAUUUAAAUGACUAAAUUUUACUACAUUUGAAAAUCCAGGUCAUGUGUAAAAAACUUGAAAUACUGUGUGACAGUGUUUAAAGUUUAAAGUUGUUUUAUUAAUAAAGAUCAUGAAGAGGAUGUUAAGAUAAUCAUCCAACACAGCACACGUGGUAGGGUGACCAUAUGAGCCAUUUUUCCAGGACGCGUACUUUGGUGCCUUAUAAUGAUCAGUGCACAGCGACACUUCAAGUUGAAUGAACGAACAAACACCUAACAUGUACGUGUAUUUGCAUUGCUCUGAUCGUUCUCUGUAGAUCUCACCUUCUCACACACCACGAUUGGUUGAUUAUGUACCAUAGCUGCAUGUUAUUGGUCAAACUACUUUGGAUGUUUUAGGCAAUAUAGAAAUCCUGGCAAGGAUGCGUCCUGGGAAAAUGGCUCAUAUGGUCACCCUACACGUGGAGCACAUUGUUGUUUUAGUAAUGACAUUUAUAUAGAAGCCUCUUUCUGCCACAUAAAAAUGCUAAAUUAUCAUAUAAGAAGUCAAAUUAUGACAACCAUAAUCAUGAAAUUAAAAGUCAAAGUAAUGAAAUACUAAGUCAAAAUAGCCUUAAACUGGAA
Messenger RNA from Carassius auratus (goldfish), 2657 nucleotides. RefSeq names its product NXPE family member 3-like. The transcript has 9 exons. The record is from RefSeq and is a predicted model, not a curated record. Lineage: Eukaryota; Metazoa; Chordata; Actinopteri; Cypriniformes; Cyprinidae. Bases 163 to 2055 code for a protein of 630 amino acids.